UGCACACUCUAGACCCAAUUGAAAACCCCUCCAAUCGUGAAUAUGUUUCUCAUCUCAAUGCAUACGAUAGCAGUGAAAUGGGAGGUGGCAAAUAAUUAAUGGUCCGCAGUCUAAGGUAACCCAAGAUAGGCCCCAAUCAGAAGUUGUCAAGGGGGGUGUGUUGAUGGGAAAGUGUGGGUUUAUUAGCGACGUUGCAACCUUGAAGAGUAUUUGCGGACUUUGCGCGGUGUUGUUUGCACUUUACUGAAACGGGAAUCAUCUUUCAAAUGUGUGGGUUUGUAGCAAAAUAGCAGACAAAUGAUUCGGAAGGAUUUCCAAGGGAAAUGUUCGGACACAAUAGGUUGGGCCAUGCAAUGCCAUCCUGCCCGUGGAGAACUUUAUUUCGAGUAGGAUUUUUCUUGGUCGUUGGCGGCUGCUCCCUCCUCGGUAUGUGCGGUGCGGUGCGGUACAGUACAGUCCUGGCUGGCGGGCGGGCGGGCGAAGGAACAGCAGGCAGGCAUCAGCACUCAGUUGAGCCCGUCUCUUACACGCCAUUGGUCGAGAGAGACGAAAUCUGUUUUGGGGGCCGUGACCAGCCUCGUUUGGAUGGCCGAGACUCAGCCUUGCGAUAGGGGGUGGUGGUGCAAAAGCAAGGGGGCGUAUAUGUGUGUGCGAAUGGGAGAUAUGGGAAUCACGAAGAAGUUGAGUUCAAUUGCGUGGUGGUGGUUCAAGGUGCUGACGGGAUUUCGGGGAGGGGGCUGCUUUCUUUGCCGGACGCACGGAGGAGAAUGGAGUGCCGCGGGAGGCCUUUGCAUGGACUCCAUGGUAUCAUGGGAAUUUGGGCGGCGGUGGUGGGGGGGGGGGGUGUUU
Molecule: messenger RNA, 849 nt
Organism: Colletotrichum acutatum
Lineage: Eukaryota; Fungi; Ascomycota; Sordariomycetes; Glomerellales; Glomerellaceae
Exons: 2
Coding region: 324-611 (95 amino acids)
Source: RefSeq, a predicted model, not a curated record